AUGGCCUUUAACGGGACUGCAAAAGACAUCCACCUGGAGGACGACCAUAUGCUCUGUAUCAAGCUUCGAAACAACAGUCAAGAUUAUGUGGACGCAUCACUAGAUUUGAACGAUGUGGUCCAGAAUACCAACGGUUUCCUCAGCUUGGACUUGGCAACCGAGGGUUUCGCAGACACCACCAAGAACAUCUCACUCAUGGUGGAUGACGAUGGGCAUGUCAUGCUGUGUGCAGACGCUCAGAAGAACGAUGGCUCAUAUCGAAGACAAUCGAUUCGUAUUGACAAGAAAUUUGAAAACAUCGACGGGGUGCUCAUUUACACGGGCGAGUAG
Messenger RNA from Clonostachys rhizophaga, 330 nucleotides. The record is from the annotation of a GenBank genome assembly. NCBI's taxonomy places the organism in Eukaryota, Fungi, Ascomycota, Sordariomycetes, Hypocreales, Bionectriaceae.